Molecule: messenger RNA, 5093 nt
Organism: Plodia interpunctella (Indianmeal moth)
Lineage: Eukaryota; Metazoa; Arthropoda; Insecta; Lepidoptera; Pyralidae
Exons: 10
Coding region: 430-4110 (1226 amino acids)
Biological process (GO): imaginal disc-derived wing hair organization
Cellular component (GO): cell cortex
Source: RefSeq, a predicted model, not a curated record
UUCACACGCUGCGGGCCCAUCAUACUUCCCGCACGUCGCGAAUCAAAGUUAUUGUGGCAACAUCAUUACCACUACCUAAAACCGCAAACAUUACGAUUAACGCAAAUCCAAAGGCGCCGAUUCGGGACUUUCUCGAUCCAUCCGGUGACAAAUUUUGAAUUUGGAAUUAAUCGGCAGUAAAACCGAUAAAGAUAAAUUAAAAUCGAUUUUCGCGAAUCGUGGUAGUGUGAGUUCAAUGUGCUUGUGAUGUUUUGGACAUUUUGGCUUCUGCUGAGCUUGGUGACAUGAUAUGAUGAUCAAUUUGAGUAAUCCCAAAAACAUCGUAUGAAGAAAUGGAGGGAACACAGAAAACGGAGAAAAAUGACGACUACUGGCUGAAAAUGGAAUGACAAAAUUACCAUAUUACUUGGUUCCAAUAACAUCUACAAGAUGGCAUUGUUACUAAUUUUGAUUAUGGCGACGAGCACUCUUAGCGCUUCCACGAACGUCGGAGAGAUGGCGCUAGCAAACGUAACGAGACUAGCAUCUGGCGAUAUUUUUUCGCUUGUUGGUACGGACUGCGGGCCUACUCGUUGUAUGGAGGUCUCACACGGAACAGCUUUGGCUGCUAUGGGAGGUGACGGAUGCAUGUGCAAGUGUCGCAGAGAAACUCCAGCCUUCAGGGAAGACCAGCGGAUCUGUAUAAACCAUAUCGAUGAAUGUUCCAUGGCAACGUUUGGCCGCAGUGCAACGAAACCUGAAAUACCAUUUGUCUUUCUUCCUUUGAAGGGACAAAUUGUGUAUCCUUCAAAAGAAAUCAUAUUUACAGAAGUGAAAGACGCGGUAUGCGGUGUGGUAAGCGCACAGUACUUGUCGCCAUCGGGAUGGGUGACCCUGCGGGACGGGCUCGACAACGACGUGCCCUUUAGCGUGUACCGCGACGAGGGUAGCACCUUCUUGCAGUGGAGGGGCUCAGCAGCGCUGCACAGCAAGCUGGAGGGCCGGCUGGUGGCGGCCCACGUGCUGUGCUCCACGCCGGAGCAGCAGGUGGCGACCUCGUGCGCCGCCUUCAGGGUCGCGGGCGCCUCGCACACCUCUCUACUCGAUGUACGAUCGAUUCCAUUCCACGCCGGAGAGGCUGUAACUCCUGACACUACUCAGAACCAAGGUCUGAGUGUUUUGGAGUCCCUAGCCAUUGGGGUUUGCGCUCUAAUGCUAAUUUUUAUAUAUGCCGCUGGGAUCAUAUUCUAUGUGCAUUACAAGCAAAGACAGAAGCGUAGAGAAAAAGAUCCUGAAAACUCUAACUCAAUGGAAAAUGGGUCUAUGGAUUCUAGGAUGGAUAUGGAUAAUGUGCAGCUAAAAACUAAUCCACUAUUGAGCAUGGGAAACGUGAAUGCAGGAUUUUGCCAUGAUUCUGGUUUAUCUGAUGUCAGUGAGCAUACAGAAGAAACUCUUGACUCUUCUCCAAACAAUACACAAAAGUUUCAGAAACCAAAUUCCAAUGUCAUAGCAGCAAUAGUUCACAAUCGUCGUAAGAAACCAACCAGACCCUCAGUAAGAGCAUCCACUACUCCUGAGAGAAUCUCGGAAAGACUUCAAAGACGCUCUGCUUCCCCUGACACUUUUGAAAGGGCACCUCAUUCCGAUCUGUCUAUAAUUGAUUGCAGCAUGGAAGGGAAUUCAGGCGCAAGACAACCGCUUCAGUCUUCUAAUGGUGAGCCAGCAUUGAGGAAGAAGCUAUACUUUAACCCGGUUUUCUUCGAAACAGAACAUUUAAAGAACCCGCCACCAGCUGCAAUUGAAUUCUUGAUGAAAAUAAGGGAAAUUAUGUCCAUCGCCAAGGAUAAGAUGAUUUCAAAAAGAUUCAUUCCAAUGUUGUCAGAUAUUCCUGAAGAGGACCUUUAUCACUCCAUAGAUCUCGGCUGGGACUUACCUUGUGCUCGUCGUGGUCGGAGAUUUAGUGCAAUUAGUUUAAAACAAGAGAAUAGUAGGAGAGCUAUCCAUUGUGGUGGAUGUCCUGGAUGUGACAGUAAUAUGAAGAGUAAGAAAUUGACAAGAUCUAAUUCUUGCAAAACAUGUGUUAGCGACGACUACAAACAGAGAAUCGUUAGAAAAUGGCUAGAUGAGGUGCCAUCUCCUUCUCCCUCUAUUAAACCUAUAAAAUCUGUCGCUAAAAUUAGUGGAACUCCAAGAAUACUAGAGACAAAACUAAAUAGUGAAGUUCGUCCACGUUCGGCAGAACCUCUAAGCAAUGAACAAAAUGGUCCGAUGACACCUGAAGCUAAACACAAACAAAAAUCGAAUAAUGAAAUUAGAAAUGAAACAGUUGAAAUAAUUAAUGAUGACAACAUUAUAAAAUAUGAAAAUGAAAUAAGUAAAAAUACAACCCUUCCAAACACAAUAAAAAUACAUGAUGAGAAAAGCCCCUCGAACCAUAUAUCAAGACGUAUUAGAAAGAAACUUCCACCACCUCCACCACCUCCCGUAGACCCACCGGAACCAAUCAGAGGAGAAGAUGAAGAAGAAGUUCCAAUUUUGCCCGAAGUUAAACUCAAAAUGGAAGCAGUGAUCAGAGAACUUAGUAAAUGCCGUAGGCCGGAACCAAAAGAACUAGACGAUUUGAAAAUGGAAACAGUUACUCCAAUACCACCAAAAAUCAUAAUUCCAGUUGUUGCAGCCGAUUCUCAUUAUUAUAGCGAUGAUAAUAUGCUCACUGAUAAACGCAAAAAAGAGCAACUUCUGCGUAAAGACAUUUAUAAUAUAGAGAUCGAUAGCUUGGACAGAAGCAUUAUUCAGAAACACCGCCGAUUUUCUUUAGCUUGUGGCCCAGAAUUAAAUCAGCUAAGUCUGUUAGAAUUUCAGCAAAAAAUGCCAGUAUCUCGUGGAAGACUUACAAGUAGCUGGCGAGAUUUAAAGAAAGACGAUUAUCAAGAUCGUAUGGAUAUGAUACAACCACGUUUUGUUAAUCGUAGCGAGAUAUUAAUUAAUAAUUGUGAACCAAUAUACGACAACAUAACAAACCUUGGGCCUCUUACUAUUAAAGUGAGUGGUUCUCCAGUAGAAAAUAGACGUAAUAAAGAUUAUGAAGAUUUUGAUCCUGACACUCUUGAUAGAAAACCGAAAAGAGAACCGGUUAAGCGCGUGGAAAAAAUUCUCUUAAAAUCAGGUGGAAGCUUCAAAUAUAAAGUGUCCGCUCCAAAUGAAAAUGACAACAAUCCUCCUGCAACAACUAUUCAAAGUCCUCCAGAAGAAAUAUUUAACAGAAAAAUUGGUAGUCUAAGACAAAUAUAUGAGAUGAAAACAAAAGCACAUACUGAAAUGCAAUUUUAUAAUAGACGUGGCAGCUUACCAUACACUCAGGAUGUUGCUGGUUUUGUAAAAUCUCUGAAAACUCCAGACCUGAUUCGACAACUUGAGACUCCAAGGGAUCCUAAGCCUCCAAUUCCGCCAAAACAAAGAAGAGGCUCUGAAUUAUCACCUAAAUUCUCUCAUUCAUUUAGAGAUAGUGCGUCCAGUGAAAGGAGGCGUACUUUGGAAGAAAGGGAUCGCUUUCCUCCAUAUACAAGAAUAGAAAAUAUAAACGCUCGUCGUUCUGGCCGUAGAUCUGCUCGUACUAGGUCAAGAAGAACAGACUUGAGAAAACUAUAUAGAACUGAAGAUUCUGGGUACAUGAGCACAGACUCCAAUGAAUCUAAGCGUAGAGCCAAAUAUUUAAUGCAGUUGAAGCCUAAAAUUAUUCCAGAGCCGAUUUCAGUCUCAAGAUCGGUAGUAAGAACACCCAUAUUGCCAAUGGAAUCAGAUACUGAUGACUUGGAGUCGAUAUGCGAUGGCCGGAGUGAAUCUGGUGGAGAAAGUGUAGAAACAGACUCAGUCUUUUUCGGGAACUUUGAUGAUACGAAAGAAAUGUUUGCCGAAUUAGGUCUGGGUUACGAUUUGCACAAGAAAAUGAAUAAUGGCCAUGAACAAAUUGAUUCAGGGUUUAUGGGUGAGACAAAUAUAAUUCUGAGUGGCGAUAGCGACUCCGAGCAUAGAAGUGUUAUUUCUAUCAUAACAGGGCGCGAUGGACGCGCUUCAUCAGCUUCCGUUACCAAAUUAGAUGAUCCGCCAUAUAUCCAUUCAGUGGAAUGUUAAAAUAUGUAAAUUGUAAAUUACUCGUUUGUAAAUACACGACACUGCCAAAUCAUUGAUAUUGCCAUUGAAUAUUGUUUUGUUGUUAAUUCUAAUCGUGAUCAUAAUUGAAGCUUUAUUGUAUGAUUUAUUUAUAUGGCUCACUAUUAUAAUGUAAUAUAUAAAACUGUUUACAGUUAAAACUAAUAUAUGUAAGCUGUAAUUGUAUAAUAUAUAUUGUGCGUCCCGAAGUCACCAAAAUUUUACCUCAGUAAUAUUUAAUUUUUCAUUUUGUAGGUGUGAUUUGUUAUUAUCAACGUAAUUCGUUAGUCGUAAAUAUACUAUUAUUUAUCUCAGAUUGUUAAAAGUUUUAUUAGAACCACAUACAACCCACCAUGAAGUACUUAAUUUUUUGUUCUAGUAAUCGUAAUAUUUUAGUAUUAUUAUCCCAAUAUCUCUUUAAUGCUAGAAAUACACUAUCGGCGAACUUGCCUGAAUAAGAACACGAAUCAAUGUACAUGUCUAUCAUUGCGUACUUUGUAUGCAGAUUUUUUCUACCGCACAGAAAAAUCAGCAAUGCACGUCGAAGCAAACGUUCGACAAAUAUAUAGCUUCAUGUAUUUACUAUAACUUUUUCCUUCUAAUAUUACUUUUUUCUUACAAUAUAGUUUUAGAUUUAAUGUAAAUAAAAUAAUUAUCGUUUGUCAUACAAGUUGUAAAUUUUAUGACCGGCCGGUUGUGCAAUUAAAUUUAUAAGUUUUUUCGGGACAUAAAAUAACUCUGAUUUAUGUUAUGGUGCUUGUGCUCAAUUUAUUUAUUUAAAUUAUAAUAAUUAUUAGAAAGACGUUCUUGGACAAUUGUAUAAUUAUGUUCACUUUAUUUCAUUAUGUAUUUAAUUAGAACGUACGUUAUUUGUUUGAAAAAUAUUUUCAGGCUUUGUUCGCAAAGUAAUACAGAAAAUAUUUUGGUAAGUAAGUAUUAAUAAAAAUUCGUUGUGUUAAAAUUUA